Molecule: messenger RNA, 3376 nt
Organism: Triticum aestivum (bread wheat)
Lineage: Eukaryota; Viridiplantae; Streptophyta; Magnoliopsida; Poales; Poaceae
Exons: 21
Coding region: 192-1700 (502 amino acids)
Source: RefSeq, a predicted model, not a curated record
UUGGCAAUAAGCUGAUGAACGAAGAUAUGUCUGACGACCAGAUCAUCCGUUGUUUCCUGGUUGUGGCAUUAUCAACAUUCCUUUGCCCGACAUCAAACACUAAACCAAGCACCAAAUAUAUGGGAGCUCUAGUUAAUGUGGAGCAACUCAAGCAACUAAAUUGGUGCAGGUUUGUUCACGAUUGGUAGUUGAUGUAUAUAAAGAAAUACCAAAAGGAAAAGCUGAAGCAGAACCGAACAAUGAUGACUCUAGGAGGAUGUAUAUACCACCUAGCAGUCCGUUGCCUUGAUUUUACUGAUUUUGGCUCAAUUCAAAUCCCAUCUUUGAUGCCCAGGAUAUGUGUUUGGAAGGGAGAUAUGGUCAAGCAUUUAAGUGACAUGACCAUUGGAAGAGACGGAAAGUAUGGAUGUCUGACAAUAAAAGAAGUAUCAGAAACCUACUAUAAGGAUGGAACACAUGAGUGGGCAAGUACAAUUAAGAAUUCAAAUUUCAGGAAAGCGAUAAACAAUGUUGCAGGGAAUUCUUUGUCUGACAAGGUCAAAGAGGAUAUCUUCCUCGCUUACGAAAACCAUAUGAAGAAUGAAGACCUAAAUACUUGCAUCAAAGCUAAAGGGCUUUUGCUAGACUCGAUCCGCAUCAUAACCAAUGCCUCUGGUGAAUCAGGUGAUACAGUUAAAGUGGGCUCAACAGGAACUGAAUUGAAUGCAAGCCAACAAUCCAACAACUCAGGAGACACUGUCAAACUACAAUCGACUGAACUUCAAGAGGAAAAUGAUGGAGGGCAUCUGGUGCAAAGGAAAAGAAGGAAAACGAAUGUUCUAUCAACUAGCCAACAGUCUGCUGGUUCUUCUGUAUCAAAAACAAAUGCUGGAAAAGGGAGCAGAAAUGAAGCUGAUGGGUUUUGUAGCAGCCCUCCUAAAGUCCAUGAAAUAGGCAAGCUGAAGUCUGACUCCGUAGCACAAUGUCAAAGAGAGCAUUCCUCAAAGGACCCCAUGCCGGAAAUGUGUGCUCCAGCCGCAUCAACUUUCACUCCAGGAAAUCAAGAUGGAGCAAUUUUGAUACAAUACAAAAGGAGGAGGAUAGAUGCCCAAUCAAGCAGCGAACCACAUGAUCCCUGUUCAAUCAAGCAUAAGAAGCCUUUGGAAGCUCUUUUGAAGGAAGACAAAAAAAUCCCCUCAAAACAGGGUGAAGAAAAGGAUGAAGUCCACACUCUAGAUAAUCAACAAGAGAAAAGCAGCAGCCUCAACUACAUGCUUAUUGGAGAAGCAAAAGAGAACCACGUUCAAAAUGUAGCAGAGAGUGCCAAGGAGGACAUCCCAACAGAGCUCAUUCAGUCCAAAAUAAUUUUCACGGAAUCAAAGCGAACAACAUUUUCUGGUUUUCAAAACACAUCAAUUCAGGAAUUGGACCUGCAGAGGAAAAAUUCCAGGGGGCGCCCGGAUAACCUGAGCAUAGACAUUAAUGUAAAAGCGCAACCAGAGAGUGGGACACAUACAGAUGAGGUUUUCGCAAGAGGCUAUAAAAUCAUUAGCGACUUUCUAGACAAGGCAAGAGAAAAAUAUUUCUUUGCCGAGGAUAGCACCCCCUCAUUCAGGAUCUCUGAAGAUGUGGAUGAAUGUGGAAAUAUAAUCGAAGAACAUGAAUUGUGGAGGCCUGUAUGGAUGAAGGAUGAGUGUUACAAUAAAAAGCAACGAAGUUGAAGAUCGCCAGAAACUUCAAGGAAGUACAACCAGAAGAACUUGACAUUUGUGUGCAAGGGAAUACAAACUUGAAGAAACAGGGGAGCAGUAGUUCAAACUACGAGCUAAGCAUUCAGUGCGCCCAAAGGGAAGUACAGAGAAGUUUGUUGUGUGAGACGCCACACCCCCCAAAACCAGUUGAGGAGAUUGUUGAUUUGACAACACCUGAAGUUCAAAUGUCAACUGGGUGGAAUCACAGGCAAACUUGCUACUCACCAUGCAAAAAUAAUAACGAGUACACAGCCGAGACUCCCCCACUCAAAAUGAGGAAGGACUACUCCAUGGUUCCAAUAAUAGGAAAAAGGUUAUUUCCAGAGGAGGAAAGCUGUCAACAAGAAUCCAGCGGCAGCAAAAGGAAUCCAGUACAUCUAAUGGAAGAAAAAACUUCAGGACAACUCAAAAUUCAUGGAGAAAACAUGUUUAGGCAAGAGCGCAGCACAUUGGUCAACAGAACUGAUGAUUUUUACAACACAAAUCUCUCAUUAGGAAGGCCAAGCAGUUUCCGUGGAAAAGAAAAUGUACCACCAAAGAGGAUUGUCCAACCAAGCAGGUACCGUAGCUCACCAUACGACUGCAGCGAGAGGGGCCCAAUAAUGCCACACGAGAGAAAGAUGUAUGAGAACAUAACAUCCUUGGCCAAUGUUGAAGGAUCCAAACCUGCAGUUUUGAUUGACAAAACCGUCGCCACAUUUGGAGAAUUGGGUAACUCGAUGAAAAUAGAUGGCCGGGUCCAGGCCUAUGUCAUAAAUGUCUAAUGUAGGCACCUAUUUAAUGAAAAUCAUCCUAGGAACUCACUCAAGCACUAUUUCUUCCACACUGCAUCUGAAUAUUUCCUGGGCAAAUGGAAAAAUGAUGAGGCAAGAAUUUGGUGGAGGAAGAAACUGAUUACGAGUUUCAUUGGAGCUGGAAAAGCACAUAAUCUUUCGAUGUCAGACAAGUUGUACUUUCCAACACUACACGAGGAACAUUACUUUCUGUUCGUCGUCGACAUCAAGGGUCGCACGUUUUAUUUUCUGGAUUCUUUGUAUGAUGAGAAGAGCUCAUAUCAUAUGAACAUAAAAAAGAAGAUUAUCUCAAGCUUUAUAUGCACUUGGUACGAAGCUCGGCUUGAGCCAAUGGAUUUCAAUGCAUUCCCUGCUGUUUACCCUAAAGUCCCUCAACAAGAUAACGAUAUUGAUUGUGGCAUUUUCACUAUGAAACUAAUGGGAUGGUGCCCAAGGAAUCCAACCCCUAUAGUUUUUUCACCAAAAGAUGUCCCAGAUGCAAGGAUCCGAUAUGCUGUUGAUCUCAUGUUCAGCCACUACAACACUUUGGAUGACGAGAAGAAGCGUGUCAAGGAGUUCUGCCUAUAGACAUGAAAAAGUGCUGACAGCUCCUAAAAGACACCACUCACAGUGACAAGAGGAGCUGUAUCAAGAGUCAUAUCAGCAAAAUCAAAGGAAAGAGGAGUUGUAUCAAACACAUAGUUAGCAAUUGUUUAAACAUUUUCGAGAUGUUUUUCUAUUUUUUGUAUGAACACAGAAUGUACACCCUUGUUGCUGUAGAACAUAUAUAUGCCCCCUCUAUUAUUUUUUGUUUUGUUCUUUUUCACUCGGUAAUGUGGUGAAACACAGGAACUAUAACAGUGUUUUUCCUCA